This is a messenger RNA of Mya arenaria, 1625 nucleotides long. Its product is annotated as zinc finger protein 678-like. The transcript has a single exon. Gene Ontology annotation, biological process: regulation of transcription by RNA polymerase II. The record is from RefSeq and is a predicted model, not a curated record. Gene Ontology annotation, molecular function: RNA polymerase II cis-regulatory region sequence-specific DNA binding; DNA-binding transcription factor activity. Lineage: Eukaryota; Metazoa; Mollusca; Bivalvia; Myida; Myidae. Bases 103 to 984 code for a protein of 293 amino acids.
UAGAAGAUAAUACACAGAUCUGAAGAACUGGAGAGAAGUGAUACGAGUGUGACAUAUGUUGAGCUUCUUUCAUAGGGAUAUUAGGAGUUUUUAAAGAUUCAAAUGUCUUUGAAACAUACAGGUGAGAUGCCGAAUGUAUGUGACACAUGUGGUGCUGUGUUUACUCAUAAAAGGCAAUUAAAUGUUCACAAGAGAAUACACACAGGAGAUAACCCGUACAUGUGUGAUACAUGUGGUGCUACUUUCACUCAUAAAUGUAGUUUAAAGAAUCAUAUAAGAUUACACAUUGGAGACAAGCCGUACAAAUGUGAUACAUGUGGUUCCGCUUUCAAUAAUAAUCAUAAUUUGACGCGGCACGUAAGAAUACACACAGGCGAGAAGCCGUACAAGUGUGAGACGUGUGGUGCCGAUUUUAAACAAACAUCAAAUCUUAAAGUUCACAUGAGAAUUCACAAAGGAGAAAAGCCAUACAAAUGUGAAACAUGUAGUGCAGCUUUCACUAUUAAAGAGAAUUUAAAGGCUCAUAUUAGAAAACACACAGGAGAGAAACCGUACAAAUGUGAGACAUGUGGUGCUUUUUUCACUUUUAAUGGUAGUUUAACGAAACACUCAAUGAUACACACAGGAGAAAAGCCGUUUAAGUGUGACACAUGUGGUGUUGCCUUUAAUCAGAAAGUGAAUUUACAGAUUCACUUGAGAAUUCACACGGGCGAGAGGCCGUACAAAUGUAAGACAUGUGAUGCCACGUUCACUCAUCAAAAUGGUUUAACGAAUCACCUUAGGAUACAUACUGGGGAGAAACCAUUCAGGUGUGAGGUGUGUCGUACAGCUUUUAAGCAUCAAUCAAGUCUUAAAACUCAUAUGAGAAUACACACAGGAGAGAAACCGUUCAAGUGUGACACAUGUGGUGCUGCUUUCUAUCAGAAAGAGAAUUUAAAGACUCAUAUGAAAAAAACACACAGGAGAGAAGCUGUACAAGUGUAAGUUAUGUGGUGCUUUUUUCACUAAAAGACGUAGUUUAACGAAACACUCAAUAUUACACACAGGAGAGAAGCCUUUUAAAUAUGACACAUGUGGUGUUGCUUUCACUCAGAAAGGGAAUUUAGAGACUCGCAUGAGAAAACACACAGGAGAAAAGCCGUACAUUAACAAGUGUUAGUUAUGUGUUGCUUUUUUCUCUUUAAGAGUAGUUUAACGAAACACUCAAUAUUACACAAAGGAGAGAAGCUUUAAGUGUGACACAUGUGCAGUCAAUGCGAAAACUUUUUCUAGCUCAUAGGACAUUGCGACAGACAAGGACCAAAUUUUUACCUGUCGCAACAACUUUUUACCUGUCGCAACAUUUUUAAGCUAUCACAACAUUUUUUACCCGGUCCGACAACUUCUACCCAAUACAAUUAACUCUUACAAUACUGAAUGCACUGCUUAUAGCAGUUACAGUGACAAAGACUAAUAGACUAUUCUAAAUUAUUUCAUUUAUUUCAUAUACACAUAAUUUCAAAUGUCCCGACAAAGAAACUUAAUGUUCAACACUUACAGCGAAGCUCUCGCUUUCAUGCUGAGCUAGUCGUAACCGAAUGUGAGCGUAAUUUAAACAGAGCUAGCUUUAUCGCAAACGUAAACAU